AUGUCUGUCGAUGAGGUCGGGGCUAAAACCGCUACAAUAGGAGGCGAUACGAUUUUUGGUGAUAUUAUAAGAAAAACGUCCCCGGCAAAGAUUCUGUAUGAAGACGACCAAUGUAUUGCUUUCAAAGAUAUAGGUCCUCAGGCCCCUGUUCAUUUUCUUGUGGUUCCCAAGAAAUAUAUCGAUAAACUCGCCUCAGCUGCAGAUGAUGAUGAAGAGGUGAAAGCGUGGAAUGUGGUAGGCAACAAAAGCAUGCACUCCAUAAUUGGAGCGAGCAAUCGUUUUUGUGUUUUCUUCACUGUCGGCAUGUCCUCUGAAAUUGAAAAAGCUCAAACAGCGAAACCUGAUGACGAUAAUAUUUUUGCCAAGAUAGUUAGAAAGGAGAUUCCAGCGAAGUUCAUCUACGAAGAUGAAGAAUGCGUUGCUUUUCAUGAUAUCUCUCCACAAGCUCCUACUCAUUUUCUUGUCUUGCCUAAAAAGCCCAUUUCGAAACUUGAUGCCGCUACAGAUGAGGAUACAAAGCUCUUAGGCCAUCUUCUCUUGGUAGCCAAGAAGGUUGCUGCUGAACAGAAGUUAGAUAAAGGUUUUCGUGUUGUGAUUAAUAACGGACCACAUGGGGGCCAAUCAGUCUAUCAUUUGCAUGUUCAUGUUCUCGGUGGAAAACAACUUGGAUGGCCACCAUGUUAA
Molecule: messenger RNA, 684 nt
Organism: Rodentolepis nana
Lineage: Eukaryota; Metazoa; Platyhelminthes; Cestoda; Cyclophyllidea; Hymenolepididae
Source: the annotation of a GenBank genome assembly